Penicillium daleae is the source of this 1140-nucleotide messenger RNA. RefSeq lists its product as uncharacterized. The transcript has a single exon. Lineage: Eukaryota; Fungi; Ascomycota; Eurotiomycetes; Eurotiales; Aspergillaceae. The coding region runs from base 1 to 1140 and encodes 379 amino acids. The record is from RefSeq and is a predicted model, not a curated record.
AUGUCCCCUCGAAAGAAAGUUUCAUCUGGCAGCGCCCAAGCGCAGCCUACACCUGACCCCAAGGAUACGAAGGAUGUCUUGAAGAACGUCACGCCCAAGUCGAGCUUGGCGCGUAUCCCCUCACCAGCCCGCUUCUUCUUGGUUGUCUUCGGAAGUCUGGUCCUGAGCUCAGUGUUGUUCACUUUCACUGCUGGCUUUACACAAGGCGAUCUCGGGCUGGUGAGCAAGCACCUUGAGGAAUGGUGGGAAGUAGCGGGAUUGAUCGCGUGGAGGGGCGUGGAGGUUGCUUUGGCAUGGCUUCUAGGCUUUGACGGUGAGUGCACUUUCUUUAAAUGGGGAAAUUAUCUGUCGCAAGCGCUGGGAGAAGAGAAUAAGCUAACUUGGCGGUUGCGAUUUCGCUCAGGCUGGGAUGUCGCCUCGUUCCUCUUCCUGACACACCUACCCACCUACACUCUCCUGUCCUUCUUCUACAAUGUCCGACCGACCUCAGUGAUGGCCUCGUAUGCGAUCACUAUUCUCUCGACGGUGAUCCCGUUCGCACUACUGCGUCGGCCCGCCUCGGUCCAUGAUCUCUCCCACGCGCCCUCCGGCGCAGUUGCCAAUCGCGCUAUCUUGCAGGAUCGACCAACGACCAUCUACACCACUUUGGCCGCGACCUCGAUUUUCAGCGUUAUCCUGUACGCUAGCUACGCAACAUGGUUGCCCGCAAAGCUCGUCGUACACUUCGAAGGCAUUCCAGAUAUUAGCGCCGUGCACGCAGGUCCCGCCGGUCUGCCGGUCCUCUUCCUGACCCUAAUCCCCGCUGGUCUAGCUGCGCGCGACUUCUUGUUUGUCAGCUCUACCGGCCAUUCGGAGGGAACGUCUAAGGAAGCGGACCAAUCUAUUAACCGUCAGGGUGAAUAUUUGGUCAUGGCGCUGUACCGAAAGACCUGGGGCCAAUUGUCAACGAAGACCAGGAUCCUCACCUCGCGAACUAUUCUGCUUGCUACAGGAGUGCUGGUAAAUACGACAGUUCAGGUAGCGGGCACAAUCCGAAGUGUUUCUGUCGAGGGCGCAUUUACCUGGGGAGCGGUCUGGGCUGUCGCGACAGUGGCAGUGGGAGCAACCUUUGGCUGGAUUGAGGCGGUGGAUGGAGUAUAG